AUGGCGCAGAAAAGAUGUGUAGUAUUAAAGACUGCUACGAACGAUGGUAGUGAAUCCAAUAUAAAAUCAUCAACAGAGCUUUUCCCAUCAAUAAUAGAAAGAAUAAUAGGAUGUAGUGUUAAACAUAAAGUAAAUAUAGUGCAAUUUGUUAACAAAGUUUCAGUAUGCGUUCUUGCAAUAUGGAUCCUAUAUUGCCGUAGCAAUGAACCCUAUUUUACAGAGAAGUGGGAUAAUAGCAGUAACAAUGUGGACCUAGGAAUGACCCAAAGUUUUGGGAUCAAUAAGAACAGAUCUUUAUCACAAGUAGAUGUACUAAGGAUGACAACGUAUGACUCCAAUUAUUGUAAACCAUGGGAUAAACCAUGUAGUUACUCAGAAUUUCCAGAAGUUGGGGUAAAAAUAGCACCACCUGGUAUGCCCCGAAAAGGACCGCCUCUAAAUAGUCCCCCGAAAGGAUUCCCGCAAGUACCUCCAAAUGGUUUUCACAAAAACGGGCCACUGAAAGGACCGCCUCUACGUGGUCCUCCAAAUGGACACCCGCAAGUACCACCAAACGGUUUUCACAAAAGUGGUCCAAUGAAAGGACCGCCUCUAAAUAGUCCCCCGAAAGGAUUCCCACAAAUACCUCCAAAUGGUUUUCACAAAAACGGGCCAGUGAAAGGACCGCCUCUACGUGGUCCUCCAAAUGAACACCCGCAAGCACCACCAAAGGGUUAUCCUCAAAAUGGUCCAAUGAAAGGGCCUCCUCUACGUGGUCCUCCCAAUGGGCCCCAGCAAGUACCUCCAAAUGGUUUUCACAAAAACGGGCCACUGAAAGGGCCUCCUCUACGUGGUCCUCCUAAUGGACACACGCAAGUACCUCCAAAUGGUUUUCACAAAAACGGGCCAGUGAAAGGACCGCCUCUAAAUAGUCCCCCGAAAGGAUUCCCACAAAUACCACCAAAGGGUUAUCCUCAAAAUGGUCCAAUGAAAGGGCCUCCUCUAAGUGGUCCUCCCAAUGGGCACCCGCAAGUACCUCCAAAUGGUUUUCACAAAAACGGGCCACUGAAAGGGCCUCCUCUACGUGGUCCUCCUAAUGGACACACGCAAGUACCACCAAAGGGUUAUCCUCAAAAUGGUCCAAUGAAAGGACCGCCUCUAAGUGGUCCUCCCAAUGGACGCCCUCACGUACAUACUAGUGCCAAUGCAAGUAGUUCAGCUAAUGGAAAUUCGAAAAGUCUAUCCAAUGUAAAUAUAUCAGAAGUAUAUUCGGAGGAAAAUCUUCCACCAUUCCCUGCAAAAAAAUCUACGCGAAAGCAACCUGUAAUGUUUGAGCAUAAUAAACGUUUUUUUCAAGAAACAGAGGCUGAUAAAAAAUUAGAAUUUAUAAAUCCAAGUUAUCAAAACCUUAAUGAUAUGAAAAAAGAUCGUGAUAAUAAAAUACUAGCGAAAUGUCCACCACGUGAAAUAGGAAAAGAUGUUAACCCUGCUAAUGGUAUAAAAAUUGUAGAGUGUCCUGAAGAUAAUGAAAUUAGGGAUGAAGGACCUCAGGAAACGGAAAAUGAAUUCUUCAAAGGAUUCACAAAUAAAAUUAUGAGUAACAUUUAUGAAGUUGAAAUGAACCGAGAUCCAGCAUUAGAAUUAAUAAAAGAGAAUAUUAUAGAUAAUAUAAUUUCAGCAAAUAAAGGAGUAAAAAAAAAUAUUGACAUGAUAAAAGAAAAUAUCGCAAAUACACUGAAAACACUUGAAAACGGUGAUUGGAAGCCUCCCAUAGAAUCAAUUAAAGGGACAAUAUUAGAAAAAAUUGGAAGUCUCGAACCAGAAGAUUUAAAACCUAAAUGUGAAGGAAUAAAAGAUGCUAUUCUUGAAAAAAUAACAGAAAAUAUCGAAUCUAACGUAAAACCGAAGUUGGACAAUAUAAAAUUAACUGUUCUGGACACAUUGGACGACAUUAAUCAUGAAGUUGUUCAGCCCAAAAUUAAUGAUAUAAAAGAUACCAUUAAUAAAAAUAUAGGAAACCUGGAAUAUGAAGUGAUACCAAAAAUUGGAAAGACUAUAAAAGAAUGCGUUACAGAAAAAGUAGGAGAUAUUUCAACUGGUAUUGGAAAAACAUCGGAAACAAUAAAAGACACAGUAUUGAAUAAUGUAAAAUCAAUUUAUGAUAAUGUUCCUGUUCCUAAAAAUAUAAAAGAAAUGACUAAUAAAGUAACCCAAAAUCCAAACUUAACCAUGGAACAAAAUUUGAUAAAUUCAGUUAGUAGAUCAACAUUAGGAUUUAACAUUUUUGGGGAUCUUAGAAAACGUUUUAAAAAAUUAGGAAACACAACUAAAGCAAUUGCAAGUUUAAUUUUAUCGUUUUUAUUAGCAAUCGGAGGAAUCGUUGGUUCAGUUAUUGUCAGUCCUUUUGCUGGUACUCCUGCUUUGAUCUUAGCUCUGAUUUUUUCAUAUUAUACCGCAAUGAAACUAUUAGGAAAAUCAUUUUUCCCCAAGUUCAACUUAAAAAAAAAAUCUUCUUCCCAAAAAAAAGUCAAUGAAGAAUAA
This is a messenger RNA of Plasmodium knowlesi strain H, 2520 nucleotides long. RefSeq names its product Plasmodium exported protein, unknown function. The record is from RefSeq and is a predicted model, not a curated record. Bases 1 to 2520 code for a protein of 839 amino acids. The transcript is spliced from 2 exons. NCBI's taxonomy places the organism in Eukaryota, Apicomplexa, Aconoidasida, Haemosporida, Plasmodiidae.